Molecule: messenger RNA, 2327 nt
Organism: Myotis myotis
Lineage: Eukaryota; Metazoa; Chordata; Mammalia; Chiroptera; Vespertilionidae
Product: platelet glycoprotein VI-like
Exons: 4
Coding region: 14-739 (241 amino acids)
Biological process (GO): cytokine-mediated signaling pathway
Molecular function (GO): inhibitory MHC class I receptor activity
Source: RefSeq, a predicted model, not a curated record
AGUGCUGAGGCCAAUGGGCCAGAGAGGACCCAGAAUCAUGUCGGUGGUUCUUCCCACUCUGCUCUAUCUUGGGUUGCAUCUAGCCCAGAGCACUCAGGCUCAGAAUGGAUAUUUCCUCCCACCUGUUAUCACAGCUCUGAAUGAAUCCAUGGUUCUACCUAAAAAUCCUAUGACCAUCCUGUGCCAAGGGCCUCCAGACACUGAAGCCUAUGAAAUAUAUAAAGUGGAAGAACCUGAGCCUAGGGACAGAAGGAAAUUGCUGCUGGCUGGGAAGACCAGCACUUUAUCUAUCCAAGAGAUGAAACCAGACAAGACAGGACUGUACCGCUGUUCCUAUCAGAGUGGAGGACACUGGUCCUCACUCAGUGACAUCCUGCGUGUGGUGAUGACCGGAACUUAUGACAAACCCUCGCUCUCCAGCAUGAGUGGCACGGUGCUGGCUUCAGGAGACAAUGUGAAGUUACAGUGUUUCUCCAGUUUCAAGUUUGAUGCAUUUAUUUUCAUCAAAGAUGAUACACCUCAGUUUACCCAGAGACAAAGCUCCACAGCUCAGGACAAUGGACAGCAGACCACCUUCCACAUGGACAAUGUCACCUCCACACAGGCAGGGACCUACAGAUGCUACGGUGCCUUCAGCAAAGACCCCUAUGACCCCAGCAACCCAUUGCAGCUUGUGGUCAGAGGUGAGGAAGCUGGUCCAUCCCCAUGUCCCAUUCAGGAGAUGACACUGUCCACUUAGAGCAGUGACUGGUUUGGAAGACAUAUCCACACCAUCAGCUGCCACAAAAGCUAUGAGGUCUUCACCACUCACCCACCAUGCAGGCCUCUGACACAUGCCCAGGGGCUGGGAGAGCAUGUAGGUCACUGUGAAUCUGAGGAGACAGAGCCUGAGCACAGAUAAGGAAACCACCCUCAUUUCAUCCGCAUUUGAGAAGCUGCAGACAAUCCUGAUCCCACAGAACCCAGCCGUCCUCAUGGUGAAUAACUGGUAGUCUUUUUUUUUUUUAACUGUAAGGAGACCAUUUAUUGGGUAAAUUACAGAGGUAGAAGAAGUAAGUCCUAGAAGAAAGGGGCUUAGGAAACAAGUUAUGGAGGUAAAACAAGGGCCUGUUUGGCAGUGAGGAGGCUAAUGGUAAUGUUCCUGGCAGGGGAAGCAGGGAAGGAAAAAGGGGAUGGAGAGGGAAGAGAAUGGCACAGGGGUGCUCUCUGGAUGGAGAGCGCCAACAGGUAGUCUUUGCAGAAGGAGCAGGAAAGGUGAAGGAUGAUUAGGUGCAAAGGGACCGAGGGAGAGAGAAUCUUCGACUAAAGACACAAGGAAUAUCAGGGAGGCCAUUCCCCAUCAGCUGAGUCAAUAGUUUGCAGAGGGGCAUCUUAAAGAAGGAUCAGGCAGGGCUCCCAUGGAGAAGACUUAAAGCUCCUCACCCAGUCCCCACACCUGCCUUUCAUGACCCCAGAAUUCCUUAAGGCUAUCACCACAGGGCUCAUAAUGAAGAGAAGAAAGAAGGCAGAUAUUGCUUAUGCAGAGAGAGGGUGGCUGGGCAGCGACCUCCCAGAUCCAGGAGACUGGAGACAUGAGCUCAGGUGGAGGGCACUUACCUGAGAGGGGCUUUGGCUCCUCCUCUGUGACCUCUGUCCUAUCUCUCUCAGGACCUGCCGGUUGGAGUGUGUCCCGUGAGAACCAAGUCCUGCUGAGCCUGGCUGGCCUGGUUCUCUUGGUCCUGGUGGUCCUGGUGGCAGAGGCCUGCUACAGCCACAAGAGGUCCUUCUAUGGACUCAGAUCAGCUCCUUAGCUGAGCAUCAUGACAAACACUGAGGAUACUCAUGGUAUCUAAGGACAGUGUUGACCUGAGGGGUGGGUGACCAGAGGAAACCAGGUGCUGGCUGUGUUGUCUACCAGAUGAUGGGGUGUGUCUUUCUCCUGCAGAAUCUGUCACAAUGUCCCAACAUCACAGUGAAUUAAUGCAGUACUAAUGGGUGUCUUGGAGGUCAGAAGAGCAAAUGCCUAAAAUGAGUCCACUGGCCAGCAUGGCUUUUGUUAUAACUUAUCUUUUAUUUUUGGAAAUAUUACAGAUGUUCCUAUCUUUUCCCCAUGGACCCCAUCCAACCAGCACCCAUGACCCCACCCAGGACAUCACUGCAUUAUAAUCUGUGUCUAUGGUUUUUGCAUAUGUGCAUAUAAGUUCUUUGGUUCAUCUCUUCCUGACCCACUUUGUCUGAGACUCAUGCUUCUAUGUCUCUCGAUCUAUUUUGUUCAUCAGUUUAUUUUGUUCAUUAGAUUCUACAUAUGAGUGAGAUCAGUGGUAACUGUCUUUCUCUGACUGGCUUAG